This is a messenger RNA of Nomascus leucogenys (northern white-cheeked gibbon), 3785 nucleotides long. The record is from RefSeq and is a predicted model, not a curated record. NCBI's taxonomy places the organism in Eukaryota, Metazoa, Chordata, Mammalia, Primates, Hylobatidae.
CCGCGACUUCGGCUUCGCAACUAGCAUUGGUUCCUUGGGUUUAUUUCGUUUUCCUCUCUCUUCUCCCCCUUAGCCGCCCCUUUCGCGCUGCGCUGUAGCGUGCUCUCACAGCCUUUUUGCCUCGAACUGAAUGCAGGUGGGAAACAGGUCGGCGUUCCGAAAGACACCGAGUAGGUAGAAAUAAGGCAAACUCACAGAGGCGCAACAGGUCCGGUCCUCCGUGGCCAGGGCGAGCCGCGGCCCCGCGCGGCGCCUCGGCCGCUGUCCCUCGGACCCUGAGCGGCCGCUGUCGGGGACCUCGGAAGAGGUGUCGGUCCUCUGGGAGUCGGAAGAGCUGCCUGGGUGGGUUUCGUCUUGCUUUUUACCCCACCGCCACCCAGUCCCCGGACGGAGGGUGCUUUUCACUUCCAGCUGGGAGGAGAGAAGAAAGCGGGGAUGGUGCACGCCUGCGGGUCUGGACGCUGAGCAAGGCAGGGGAUUAUUUGAGGUGUAGAGGGUGGGAAGCGAAGCCGAGACGGCCGACCCGGCCACUAUGCUGCUGAAGAAGCACGCAGGGAAAGGAGGGGGCCGGGAGCCCGGAUCCGAGGACCCGAGCCCUGCCGAACAGCAUUGUGCCCGGACCAUGCCCCCGUGCGCCGUCAUGGCGGCCCUCCUGUCAGUGGUGGCCGUGGUGUCUUGCCUGUACCUGGGUGUGAAAACCAACGACCUCCAGGCGAGGAUCGCGGCUCUCGAAUCCGCCAAAGGGGCCCCUUCCAUUCAUCUGCUGCCUGAUACCCUGGAUCACCUCCAGGCUAUGGUGCAAGAGAAAGUGGAGCGACUUCUGGCUCAGAAAUCCUAUGAACAUACGGCUAAAAUAAGAAUCGCAAGAGAAGCACCUUCAGAAUGUAACUGCCCAGCAGGCCCUCCAGGGAAACGAGGUAAGAGAGGCCGAAGAGGAGAAUCUGGUCCUCCUGGUCAGCCUGGUCCUCAGGGCCCUCCUGGUCCAAAAGGCGAUAAGGGAGAACAAGGUGAUCAGGGACCUAGGAUGGUGUUUCCUAAAAUCAAUCAUGGGUUUCUCUCUGCUGAUCAGCAGCUCAUUAAACGCCGCCUGAUUAAGGGUGACCAAGGACAGGCAGGGCCUCCAGGACCCCCUGGCCCUCCAGGACCAAGAGGGCCACCUGGGGACACAGGGAAAGAUGGCCCCCGUGGAAUGCCAGGAGUACCCGGUGAACCAGGAAAACCAGGAGAACAAGGCUUGAUGGGUCCUCUAGGGCCUCCGGGACAAAAGGGUUCUAUUGGAGCACCUGGAAUUCCAGGGAUGAAUGGGCAAAAGGGUGAGCCCGGGUUGCCUGGAGCAGUAGGACAGAAUGGAAUACCAGGACCAAAGGGAGAACCUGGAGAACAAGGUGAAAAGGGAGACACUGGAGAGAACGGCCCCAAAGGUGACACAGGCGAAAAGGGUGACCCUGGAUCAUCUGCUGCAGGAAUUAAGGGAGAACCUGGGGAAUCUGGUCGUCCAGGGCAAAAGGGUGAACCAGGGCUUCCUGGGCUUCCUGGACUUCCGGGGAUAAAGGGAGAACCAGGUUUCAUUGGUCCUCAAGGAGAACCAGGCUUACCAGGUUUACCAGGAACAAAAGGUGAACGGGGGGAAGCAGGGCCUCCUGGAAGAGGUGAGCGAGGGGAACCUGGAGCCCCCGGACCAAAGGGGAAACAAGGUGAAUCAGGAACUAGAGGCCCAAAGGGGUCAAAGGGGGAUCGUGGAGACAAAGGGGACUCUGGAUCUCAGGGACCAAGGGGUCCACCUGGUCAAAAAGGGGAUCAAGGAGCCACUGAGAUCAUAGAUUACAAUGGCAACCUCCACGAAGCCUUACAGAGGAUUACCACCUUAACUGUCACGGGUCCCCCUGGACCUCCUGGACCUCAAGGAAUACAAGGGCCAAAGGGAGAGCAAGGAUCUCCAGGAAUCCCAGGAAUGGAUGGAGAGCAGGGACUCAAAGGCUCAAAGGGAGACAUGGGGGACCCAGGUAUGACAGGUGAAAAAGGAGGAAUUGGACUUCCUGGAUUACCGGGAGCCAAUGGAAUGAAAGGAGAAAAAGGAGAUUCUGGAAUGCCAGGUCCACAGGGUCCUUCUAUCAUAGGCCCACCAGGCCCACCAGGUCCCCAUGGUCCACCUGGCCCCAUGGGACCUCAUGGACUUCCUGGACCAAAGGGUACAGAUGGUCCUAUGGGACCCCAUGGCCCUGCAGGUCCCAAAGGAGAAAGAGGUGAAAAAGGAGCUAUGGGAGAGCCUGGACCAAGAGGGCCCUAUGGGCUGCCUGGGAAAGAUGGAGAGCCUGGUCUUGAUGGCUUCCCUGGUCCACGGGGUGAGAAGGGUGAUCUAGGAGAAAAGGGAGAAAAGGGAUUCCGUGGCGUUAAGGGGGAAAAAGGGGAGCCAGGCCAGCCUGGCCUGGAUGGGCUGGAUGCCCCUUGCCAAUUGGGGCCAGAUGGCUUACCCAUGCCUGGCUGUUGGCAAAAGUGAUGAAUCUAACCUUUCAAGCAUGAAGUUGUGUAUAUAAUGGUCCAUUUUUAAUAUUUAUAGUUGAAAACUGAAUUGCAGAUUUUACAAGUCUGAGAUAUGUUUACAUAGGGCUGCUUCUUCCUGCUGGCAGUAGUAUACAUGUCCAUUUUUACUCCACUUACAUCUGAAAUUGGGCAAUUUGUGAAACCAGUGAGAAUCCUGCAAAAAAUAUAGAACGGUAUCUCUUUAUCUUAUGUGAAGAUACGUAUUUAUAUGGACAAAUCAGUGGUAGAGAAUGAUUGAUUGUACUAGCUAUUUUCCUUCUUUGGGCUUGCUAAUUGCAUGGACAAAAAGUGCCACGAAAUAGUUUACAUGAAAUGGUGACCAAAUAUGGACUCAAAGCUAUGAAAAUGUACUAUACUGACUGAUUUUAGAGUUAUCACAUUCCCAUUCACCAUUCAUGUUGUCAUUGACUCAUACCUACACCACCCAUUGAAACUAACUAAAAAAGCAUGACUAUGUCCCAAACCUGCUUGCUGUGCAACUUCAAAUGCUAGCAUGCUGAUCACAAGUCCUUUGAUUACAUCUGAACCUUUAUUCCUUUUGUCAUCUCAAGGGAGUUACACCAUGGCUUAUUGCCAAAAAGAGAUAAGGUGGUGGAGAGCACACACACAAUUUGUCUUGUAUUUUGAGGGAGUUGCAGUCCUGACUGCAGAUCUACAGCUUCCAGUAUUGUGGGCUCAUGUGGCCACUUUGGUUGAAAUACGAAGGGGUUGAGCCUGUUGCUGCCGCCAGUUUUCCUUGGGCUGCCCUUGGCAGUGAAGACACGGGAAGAGGACCGAUUGAGCCUCCAGCACUGCCUCUCGUGUGACCAAGUAGGAAAGAGGUUUACAAAUGCAAACAUGCAGAACCACAGACUUUAAAAACAUAUAUAAAUAAACUGAAUUUCAGCAAGUGUUAAUAUAGGUGCUUUUAAAAAUGACAGAGGCACAGCACUUCUUUUGGAAAUAGGAGAUUCUUAGAAUGGGAGCUCCUGUCCCUGAGGGAAAAGGAAUUAACAUCCCACAAAAACUUGGGUUGCUGAAGAAAUAACAUGUUCUGAGAAGGGAUCAGCCAAAAUCGCCUCUCCCAAUGAUGUAGGAGAGCUUACUGGGACAAUCUGUGCCAAAGUUGUUGUGAGAGCUUUCCUUCCUCCUAAGAUCCAACCAUGUCAAACAUUUCCUACAAAGUUCGAGAAACAGAAAGGUAUUUUUCAUUCUUUUUAAUGCUUUUUUCUUUUUCUUUCUUUAGUCCCAAGAAUAUUGAAAAA